CCAAAAAAAAAAAAAAAAAAAAAAAAAAAAAAAAUAAAUAAAACGAGAAAAAAAAAAUUGCAGCGUCGCCGUCGCUACCUUUUCGCUUGCAUACAUGAGAGCGUGCAAGUGUGUGUUUGUGUUUAUUUGUGUGAGUGUGUGCAUGUGGGAGUGAGCGGAAGAACAGUAAAAGUGGAUUAGCAGCAGCAACAACAGCAGACGCCAUUGCCGCCGGCAGCGCAGUUAGUGUUAAAUUUUGUGCUACGACUGCUGCGACUGCGACAGCGACUGAGACGCUCUUUUGGAUUUAAUGCGAAGCGCUUAGCGUGUUAGUCUUUCAACUCGUGACUGUUCAUGGAAACCAUGAUUACCAGAAAACACAGAUAAAAAUGCCAGCGCAAAUUUAUUGGAGGACUAAAAAAAUUCGGGCAGCUUUGCUCGUGACGAGCUUCUGCCUGUUAGUUUCACAUGCCGCUUGGGCAAAGAAAUUGAAUGCAAGUCAAGCGUUUGACGACACAUGGAACACAGCUUCCGAUUUGGAAAAUGAGCUGGAACAACAGAAACGUUCAAAGGGCGCAGGAUCGGGCUCCAGCUCCGGCUCUGGCUCUGGCUCUGGCCAAUGGUCCGSCUGGUCGGAAUGGUCAACAUGUUCGCGCACCUGCGAUGGCGGCAUCAUGCAGCAAAUACGUCGCUGCAGCACAACCGGCAGCUGUCGCGGCGAGAGCGCUCGCUAUCGCAUCUGCAACAUGCAGCCAUGUCCCGAGCAGCAGGACUUCCGUGCUAACCAGUGUGCCGCCUACAAUGACGUUCCCUACGACGGCACCCUAUACAAGUGGACGCCUCACUACGAUUAUGUCGAGCCCUGUGCCCUCACAUGCAGGGGACACCCGGCUCAUCUCACGGAGGACAUCUCACCGGAAUCGGGCGCUGCUAAUGCCGAGGAAUCGGAGCAUUACGAUGAGCAGAGCGUCAUUGUUCAGCUGUCGGCGCGGGUGCAGGAUGGAACGCGCUGUCGCUCUGGGAGUUUAGAUAUGUGCAUUCAGGGCAAAUGUCAGCGCGUUGGCUGCGAUUUGAAAAUAGGCUCAACGAAGAAAAUUGACGGCUGCGGCGUUUGCGGAGGCGAUGGCAACUCCUGUUCGCAACCGCUCUAUUAUUGGGAGAUGUCGGCGAUGUCGCAAUGUUCCGUCACCUGCGGCGGCGGUUACAAAAUGUCUCGUCCUGUGUGCAAGAAUCGCCUAACUGGCGCUGAUGUCGAUACGAUGCUCUGCAAUGCCGCUAAUCGCCCGGAGAAUUCGGUGGUGCCAUGUAAUACACAUAGCUGUCCGCCGCGUUGGAUAACCGACGAUUGGAGCACUUGCAGCCGGCUCUGUGGGCACGGCUACCGUGAACGGAUGGUUGUCUGUGCCGAGGAGACCAACGGCAUCAAAACGAGGGUUGCUGAUAUUAUGUGCCGCACUCCAAAGCCGCCAACACAGGAGACCUGCAUUAUCGAGGAGUGCCCACACUGGGAGGUUGAGGAUUGGACUGGCUGCUCCGUUUCAUGUGGCCAGGGCAUUCAGAUGCGCGGUGUCGAGUGCAAAUCGACGGAUGGCAGUCUGAGUGCCAAAUGCGAUCCCCUAACGAAGCCCGGCAGCAUGCAGCAGUGUUCGACUGGCAUCCAUUGCGAUGGUGGCCCAAAUAAGGGCGGUGGCACCAUUAUUGUCGGCAGCAGUCGUUCCCUGAAUGAGCGCGCUGAACGGCAUAUGGAUAGCUCGGAUCUGGAUGAGGACGACGACGAUGAGGAUGAAGAAGUUGAAGAUAUGGAUGAUGAUAUGGAAUCAGGCCAAGACACUGACGACGGCGAAGGCAUGUCCUAUGCCGAUCAACCGAUGCGCUAUGCGCAUCACACACAAAGUCGACUGCAUCACGAGACGCCCGAGGAGCCACGCACCAUGCGCCUCAUGAGUGGCAGCUCCAGCAAGAAUCACAAUAAUGCGCGAGGUGGUGCAAGCGGUGGAACGGAUGUGCCCUCCCUGGAUCCAAGCUUCAUCAAGGACACCGAGUGGUCGCCCUGCAGCGUUACCUGCGGCGAGGGCAUACGUCGACGCGCAUAUAAAUGCAAAAUCUUUCUGGAAUAUUCACGUACCGUGGCCACGGUGAAUGAUAGCUUGUGCGAGGGCACCAAGCCGCACGAUGAGACGGAGCGCUGCGUGGAAGAGGUGUGCUCCCUGCCCGUUGGCUACGAUGAUCAAUAUCCGCGUGACUCCAUCAAGGUGGGCGUGUCGGAGCCGGGCAAGACUUAUGUGUGGCGCGAACAGGGCUACACCUCGUGCAGUGCGUCGUGCUUGGGCGGCGUCGAGGAGUUAAUCAUCAACUGUGUGAGGGAGGACAAUGGGCGCGUUGUCUCGCCUUUCCUCUGCUCGCCGGAAACUAAGCCGGAGGCGCGUGUGCGCACCUGUAAUGAUCGGCCGUGUCCGCCGCGCUGGAACUAUUCGGAUUAUACGCCCUGCUCGAAGAGCUGCGGCAUUGGCAUCAAGACACGCGAGGUGCAGUGCAUCCAUGAGGUGACCCGUGGUGGCGAGAACACCAUGGUCGUGCCCAACAGCAUGUGCCCCCAGCCGCCGCCUGCGGACCGGCAGUAUUGCAAUGUCCUGGACUGUCCGGUGCGCUGGGAGGUGGGCGAGUGGUCGAAGUGCUCGCACACCUGCGGCUACGGCAUCAAGGAUCGCAAAGUGGAGUGCAAGCAAAUUAUGGCGCAGGAGCAUAAAAUCGAACGGCCCGAAUCGAUGUGUCCCAGUGUCAAGCCGCCGGACAAGAAGCCCUGCAACGUGAAACCCUGUCCGCCGGAGGAUCCCAAGCCCGUGAUACAAAUCAGCAACUCGACCCACAUCCAGCACGAUCCCAAGAAGACAAAGAUCACACUGAAGGUGGGCGGCGCCGGAGUCGUCUUCUUUGGCACCCAAGUCAAGAUCAAGUGCCCGGUGAAGCGCUACAAUCGCACCAAAAUCAAGUGGAGCAAGGAUCACAAGCCUUUGGCCCGUUCUCGCAAAUUUAAGGUGUCCAAGAAGGGAGCACUGCGCAUUUUGGACAUCACCUUCCGUGACGCCGGCAUCUAUUCGUGUCACGCCGGGCUCAGCUCGGCGGAGAUUAACAUCGAGGUGAAAGCCAAGCCCGGCCAACAGGCCGAGGAGCUGGAACGCCAGGAAGCGGAUCGUCUGGUGCGUGAGCGCAGUGGCACUGAGGCGCUUACCUCAGCGGACAUGACGUCGUCGUCGUCGUCGUCGAAUGGCGCCACAGCCGGUGGGGCAGAGGGCGCCGCUAAUGGCUCUCAGCAGCAACAGCAACAGCAGCAGUCCACACGUCGCAGACAGAACCAGUCGGAAAGGAUGCAGAAUGGACGUGAACGCAAUCGUCGCCCCAAAUCGGAUGGUGUGCAGCAUGCGGACAGCAGCAUUAUGGAGGAUGAGCAUUCGCAAUUAGUGCAAUCGCAGGACCGUAUUCCACAACCAGCGAGCGCCAGCAGCGGCAGCAGCCGCACCAAAACUCUUCUGGCCAUGCCCUAUUUCCAGGCGUUGCUCAGCAACCUGCAGUUGCUUUGGCCGCUGCAGCGUUUUAAGGACUCACGCGGACAGCAUCUGCUGCAGCGCGAGGCGCUCAAUUAUGGCCUCGAUUUGGAGCCGCCGUCGCCGUCGCCGUUGCCUCCUCAGCGCUACGAACAGGACGAACCGGCCCGCGUGCUGACCAAAGAGCUGCACCACACCGAGGCGGGUCGCAUAGUCGCCGUGCCCAGCCAGCACCUGCAGCAGCCGCACCUGGAACAACACCGAGAACCCCUCGAGGAGGCGGACAAUGUGCCGCCACAUAUGCCACACGCACGCUGGGAAACGGCCACGACAAUGACACUGCCGUCCACCAGCACGUCGAGCAGCAGUCGGACGAGCAGCAGGGAUAUGGAGGAGGCGGAACAGGACUACGUCUACAGCUGGCAGGUGGGCGAGUGGUCCAAGUGCUCGCAGGAAUGUGGAGCCGCAGGCAGCGGCUUGCAGCGGCGCACGCUGAGCUGCCGGCGUGUGGCAACAAAGAAGACGACGAUGUCAAAUGCCACCGAUGGCAGCGUCGUCGACAUCGUCGAGAAUGCGCAAUGCCGUAGCCAGGGGCUGGACAUGCCCGACACGUUCCAGAGCUGCGGCAACGAGCCCUGUCCGCACUGGACCAAGGGCGAGUGGACUCUCUGCCACCAGUCGCGCUGCCACGGCCGCAACACGGCCGUGCAACGGCGCGAGGUCCACUGCCGGUAUCAGAACGGCAGCGCGGGCACCGCCUGCGAUGAGUACGAGAGGCCGGCGGCACGGCAGGAAUGCUACAACGAGCGCUGCAAGGGCGUCUGGCGUGUGGAGCCCUGGUCUGAGUGCAAUGCGCCCUGUGGUCGUCAGGGCAUCAAAUUCCGCAUUCUGCAGUGCGUCUGGUAUGGCAGCCGUCGACCCGCGGGCAAUGUGUGCAAGCAUCAGCCACGCCCAGCGGUCAUGAAGGUGUGCAAAAGUCCGCCAUGUCAAUCCAAGGUGGGCAAAACUUCGGCUGGCUGUCGUGAUAGCUCUCGCUAUUGUCGCAAUGCCCGCUCUAUGGGCCUCUGUCGACUGCAUCGCUAUAAGGAGAAGUGCUGCGGCUCCUGUCAGCCCCAACUCGAAGAGCUUCAAUAGAUCCGACACAACUUAGAAGUGGACGAAAAUCAAGCAAGCAAUUACUAUAAGUACAUGGAGAAUACACUCACUGAAAGAUAUGAAUAUKAAUGAAUGAGUCAAUGAAUUAAUAAAUCUAUGAAUCAUUGAAUUAUUUAUUUAUUGAAUCAUUGAAUCAAUUCAUUUAUGAGUCUUUGAAUCAAUGAGUCACUGAAUCUAUAAAUUGAGUAAAUGAGUAAUUAUGUAAUUGAAUCUAUGAAACACAAAUCAUGAAUCUAUGAAUCAAUUAUUCAAUGAAUCAACAACUCCAUGAAUCUAUUAUGACUAAGAACGAGUGCUAUUUAGUUGACUUCGAUAUGUAAGGCAUAGUUAAAUGUAAUUGGGAAACGCAGAUCAAUUCGAGCAAAAAGAAUGCACAGUAAUUUCGUUUCAAUUUUUGUCUACAUUAAUAAGCAACAAAUACACAGAUGCAUCGACAUAUAUCUACAGAUAACGAUAAGCAUAUACAUACAUAUAUAUGAUGUGAGCAAAUAUUUACAACUAUUCGUAAACUAAGCGCAAAUUAUGUUUAAAUAUGCCCAGAUAGAAGCAAGCCAAGCUGGCCAUUGCGAAUGAAAGCAAAGAUCCCCUAAUAUAAUAUAAUAAUGAUAUUUUAUUAUUAUUACUAUUAUAGAUAAAUGUAAUUUGUAGCAUUUGAUUUGCCAGCAUUUGAUUGUCGGCUUUGCUUUAAGCAAUUCCAGAAUUAAAUACUAAAAGUAUUUAAUCCAUAUUGCAAAUAAAUACUAAAUAACGCAACCAAAUCCCAUAACAAAAUGAAAAUAAAAAAAAUACAAACAGUUAAUUAAAUAAAAAAUAUUGGGCGGCGCUACUUGGGAAACCGUGGAAAGUUAAGCAACAAUUUGCAGUAUAGAUAACUUCACAAUCGAUAUAAUGUUAGUGAGCUAAUGGAAAAUACGAAUACGAAAAUACAAAUAAAAAUAGAAGCGAGAAGUAAAUGUUCCAAAUGCCCCCAAAACACUUGCCAUUUGUAACUGUAAUUUCAAAUAA
Drosophila arizonae is the source of this 5681-nucleotide messenger RNA. It is a transcript of the gene nolo, whose product is annotated as ADAMTS-like no long nerve cord. Gene Ontology annotation, cellular component: extracellular matrix. Gene Ontology annotation, molecular function: metalloendopeptidase activity. NCBI's taxonomy places the organism in Eukaryota, Metazoa, Arthropoda, Insecta, Diptera, Drosophilidae. Gene Ontology annotation, biological process: extracellular matrix organization; proteolysis. The record is from RefSeq and is a predicted model, not a curated record.